AACUCGCUUUGUUAACCCGGUUCUGAGGACGGGUCGUGCUCGACAUGAUCUACGUGAUAUUGAUCUCCGCGUUCUGCGGCGCCGUCGUCACGUUGCUGCUCCAGUUCCUGCUGAUCUACCGGAGGAGCCCGGAGCCCGCGGGCAGGACGCAGCAGUACGUCAAAGUAGAGCCCGAGGACGCGUUGAGGGACUACUUUACCUCCAAACACGACCCGGACAGCUCGGCAUCGAACCCUAGCGCCCCCAAACCGCAGGAGGCCUCGUCCGGCAGCAGCAGCGAGCCCACCGAGCCGGACAAACCAGAAACAUGUAAUUUCCUCAACGCCAUCUUUCUGUUCCUGUUCAGGGAGCUGCGGGACACCCCCGCCGUGCGGCACUGGCUCACCAAGAAGAUCAAGGUGGAGUUCGAGGAGCUGCUGCAGACCAAGACUGCAGGCCGGCUGCUGGAGGGGCUGUCUCUGCGGGACGUCUCUCUGGGGAAGUCUCUGCCCGUCUUCCACACGGCCACACUCAUGAAGCCGGCGCUGCUGAACCAGGACGGCAUGCCCGAGGAGCUCAACUUCGAGGUGGACAUGGAGUACAAUGGCGGCUUCCACCUGGCCAUCGACGUGGAGCUGGUCUUUGGGAAGUCUGCCUACCUGUUCGUGAAGAUGAGGCGCGUGGUGGGGAGGCUGAGGCUGCAGUUCACGCGCACGCCCUUCUCGCACUGGUCCUUCUCCUUCCUCCACGACCCGCUGGUGGACUUCGAGGUCAAGUCCCAGUUCGAGGGGAGGCCUCUGCCCCAGCUCACCUCCAUCAUAGUGAACCAGCUGAAACGGGUCAUCAAGAAGAAGCACACCUUACCCAACUACAAGAUCAGAUACAAACCCUUCUUCCCGUUCCAAGUGCAGCCUCUGCUGGGUUCGGCUUGUGAUUUGGACCUGUCCAUCCAGGAACGCAGGCUGGUGGAAGGCCGACUCAAAGUCACCCUCAUUGAAUGUAGCAGACUGUUCAUCCUGGGCUCCUAUGACAGAGAAACCUAUGUACACUGCACCCUGGAGCUGAGCAGCCACCAGUGGAAGGAGAAGACUCGCAGCUCCAUCAAACGGACGGAGGUUAUCAAGGGGCCGUGUGGCAGUGUCGGGAUGACUUUCAGGCAUGUUCCUGCCAGCGAGGGGGACGCUGUGCACGUCAGCAUAGAGACAGUGACGCCCAACUCUCCUGCUGCCCUGGCAGACCUGCAGAGGGGGGAUCGUCUCAUCGCCAUAGGAGGUGUCAAAGUAACAUCCUCAGUUCAAGUGCCCAAACUGCUGAAGCAGGCUGGAGACAGGGUGUUGGUACUUUAUGAGAGACCUGUUCGUCACCAGACUCCCUCCUCUUAUGGAAGCCUCGGGACUCUUCAGGAGGGGUUUGGGCAGCUGGAGGAAACUGGUUUUAUUUCGCAGCCAGGGGGCUUUGAGGAAGACCCAGCUCCGAUCACCACCCUUUCUGACAUAUCUGACAGCAAAGACAUGGACUCUGAGUUUGAAGAAUUGAUUGUAGACUCCAAACCUAGCCAGACUGGUGGCCCUAACAGCAGCACAACAAAUACCAGUGAUGCUAAGGAGGAUUCCUUACUUUCCGUAAACCAAAGCCCCAAAAGGACUGUGGCCAAUCUGGCCUCUAAGCCCCUUGGUACCAUUUCACCCAUCCUUAACCGCAAGUUAAACCUGGUGGGUCUCCAGUCACCACUAAAGCCCCAGCCCAAAGAAUCGCCAAAGCCCUCGCCACAUAAAACCAGUAGUGAUCCAAUGGAGGGUCUGCAACGCCCCACUGUCCCUCCCCCACCUCCUCCUUCUCGGCCCCCAGUGCCGCCACGACCUCAGAUAAGGUUGACACCAGCCUCCUCAGAAACCAGUCUUUUGGAAAGUAUUGAUUCUGUUACAACUACUAAUGUCACUGUUGUUCCUACCAUGACCACCACCAUCAGCACUACUGAAAAAUCCCCAGAAAAAGCUCCUCUCACUGGAGCCAAUGAAGAUAAGAUCAGCACUGAAAAGAUAUGUGUCAAACAGGCUGAAGCAAAGCAGUCUACUAAGCCCGCAGAGUCCAGUGAUGAGCUGCCAGUCCCUUCCACUGUGACCAGCAGCAGCAAAGCUGAUCAAGCAAAGGAAAAAGCUUCAGAGAGCUCCUGCAGCACACGGGACAGUCUAGAGGACCAUUCCCUCUGGGAAUCCCCAGAAACCAUGUUUCGUAACCAGACAGCACGAUGGCCCAAGGCCUCUGUCCUGUUUGAGGUGGAAAGCAACCAUAAGUACCUUAAUGUAGCCCUGUGGUGCAAAGAUCCCUUUAAGCUGGGCAGUUUGUUGUGCCUGGGUCAUGUCAGUCUCCAGCUGGAGCAUAUAGCCCUGGAAUGCAUGGCCACAUCUUCGUCUGAGUACCAGAGCAUCUUUAGGUUGGGGUCUCCAGAGCCCAGAGCUAAUGUCAGUCGCACUGCACUACGCAGCCUCAGCAGCCACAAGGGCUUCAAUGAGAAGCUGUGUUAUGGAGAUGUUACUCUGAACUUCUGUUACGUAGCUGAGGGUGACUAUGAGUGUCCGGGUGGGCUGGCAGAAAGGGAGCGAGAGGAGAGUCUCCAUGAUGAGGAUCUAAGGGAGAGGGAGCAUAUCCCCACGGCACAGCGUGAUGACUUGGCCUACAGCACCAUGCAGUUGGUGGAGCUUCGUCACAACUUUCAGGACACCCAGUUCCAGAACCCCACGUGGUGUGAAUACUGCAAGAAGAAGGUUUGGACCAAGGCAGCCUCUCAGUGUAUGAUCUGCACCUACGUUUGCCACAAGAAAUGCCAGGACAAGUGCCUCGCUGAAAAUCCCUUCUGUGUGGCAGCAACUGAACGUCGCGGAGCUGACCCUGAAGCCAAGUCCACCAUUAACCGGGCGACCACUGGCCUCACGCGUCAUAUUAUCAACACCAGCUCCCGGCUGCUUAACCUACGCCAGGUGCCCAAGACUCGUCUGGUUGAGCAGGUGGCUGAUGUGAUGCCUGGAGCGGUGGAGCCCUCACCCAAGCAUACACCCAACACUUCAGACAAUGAGAGCAGCGAUACUGAGACCUACACAAGCGGCCCCAGCCCCUCAAAGCAGCCUGUUGGCAGUGGCGGCAGUAGUAAACUUGUACGCAAGGAAGGUGGGUUAGAUGACAGUGUGUUCAUUGCAGUGAAGGAGAUAGGCCGGGACCUGUACCGGGGGCUGCCCACAGAUGAGCGCUCUCAGAAGCUGGAGUUGAUGCUGGACAAGCUGCAGCAGGAAAUUGACCAAGAGCUGGAGCACAAUAACGCCCUGCUGCUGGAGGAGAGGGAGGCCAUAGAUGCGCGGCGCAAGGCCCUAAUUAGUACAGCCCUGGCCAAGUCUGGGGAGAGACUCCAGGCCCUUACCCUGCUAAUGAUCCACUACCGAGCUGGCAUUGAGGACCUGGAGUCAGUGGAGAGCAACUCUCCUUCAGAGCAGCAAGGCUUUAAAGGCAAAGGAGAAGGCCUGGAGGAAGAGGCCCUGGUGGGGACAGAGGUCUAUGACAGUGACAUAUGCAGCCCUGUGGAGGUGCAACUGCUGGAUGACAUUACGGAGGAGCAGAUCUGUGUGGAGGCACUCCACUAAAUAAGACUAGAGAGGAGAGAGAACGUGAAGAGGAACGUGUGCUUUGGGCUUGUGCCUCCAAAUGAAAUAAUGUCCAGUUUGUUGAUGGAGAUUAGGAAAUUUCAGCAGUCCAUUUGAAAUAUUGGGUAUGUUGGGGUCCGGUGUUUGAUUCACAUGUUCUUUUAUUUUCACGUGAAAAUGACCGGCUGGGUUAAGGAAUUCCUUCCCUAAGGAUUCCUGUUAUUGAUGUUUGGAUUUGCACAAAAUUAUGCUGUUUCCAUGCUCUUGGUUUUUAAGGGAAGCUUGAGAGCUACACUAUUAUCUGCCCUCAGUAGUGCUGCAUGUGUAUCCUCCAGUUUUGUUUUACUGCGGCUUCAAAAUGUCAUUGUAAGUAAUGAAUUCACUUUGCUUUCUUGUCUAUAACUGCUUUGACAUAAGGACUUGAGAAAAUGUACACAUUUCUGUGGUCUAUUCGUCUAAAUCAUCUUAACUUUGUUUCUUGUGAGUAACAAGCCCAUAUGAAGGUGAAAUAUUUGAGUCAAUAACAGUGUGAAUACUACCAGGUAGAAGCCAGGUUAGACAUCCACCUAAGUGGAACAUGUCAUUAUGUGUUACAAAGCAAGCUGUCAUACAUAUCUUUUGUUUUGAGCGUUUUUUUAUACAGUAAUAUAUUUGGGCCUUAGAAGUCAUUGUCCCUGCUCACUAACUUCUUUGGGAUUUCAGCAGCUGGAUAAGCAUUAGUGGAAUCUUGUAUAAAGUUUGCCUCUUUCUUUUUAUGUUUUUCUUUGUAUGUUUUAUCAUGUUACACACAUUUUUCUUUUCCCUAGGAGGGGUUAAGCAGGUAAUUGUCCUGUGUUAUAAUUAAUCCAUUCUUUUUUUGUUGUCCUACUAAGUCAAGUUUUUGUUCAGAACACCCCAUCAACUUUUAAAACUCAAUUAUGGCACAUUUAUAACGGAUCAAAACUUUCAUUGGGGCAAUGUGAGAAAUACAUAUUUUAUACAUGAUUUACUUUUUUUGUUUAUUCUCUGAAUGAAUGUUAGCCAGGAGCUCUCAAGAAGUGAAAAUUCUCCCAGCAUUUAUUUAAUUGGUUUAGUGUGUGUGUUUUUCUAUGUAAAUGAUUUCCAUGCUUCAAGAAGCUAUGAUGUGAUUUAGUGCAGAUAAUUUGCCUUCAUGAGUUGUUUUCAUGCCCAGAUGAAUGUAUGUUCAGCCCUUUCUGUGUUUUGUGUUUAUACAGUUGUUGGGCACUGCCUUCCCCCAUUCCCUUGCUAAACAUCACGCAUCAAUGUAGUCUGUUUCUAUCAUGACCAGCUCCAAAAUGCCAUGUUGUCCAUUUAUGUUUUACACCCUCAGAGAGAGAUUGGUAAGAAUUGUUUGUGAGGAGGGAAUAUCUUACUCUUACAUAUCUUAGGAAAAAUCUACCCUGGAACACUGUCCAUUUUUUUUUUUAUUGUGAUGGCUAUUUUGCCAAUCAGUGUCACAUGACAUAUUUCCAGCACAUAUACUAAUAAGCUUGUUAGUGGUUACAUGUCAAGACAGAGUUUUUUGGCUUUCUAGAACUCUCAACAGCAGUUAGCAGGUUUUGGUAUCAGUCGGAAUUGUGACAUUCAACAACAUAUGGGGAGGACUUAAAACCAAGUAAAAGACCAACGUUACCUUGAAAAUAAGGGUAACAAAAAAAAAGGUUAGAUGAUGAAACGUCCCAAGUUGAUGCAAUAAAUUGAAAUAGUAGCAAUCAUUUGGUCCUGUAGAUUGCGAGGUAAAGAGUAGAAAUAUCGCACCAGGCCAAGCGAGAGAUCUCGUUUAACGCAUACUGCAUGCCGUUUUUUUAAUUAAUUUUUUUAUGCCAGUAUUAUCUUGAUUCCUCUCAGCCCGAUAGAUGAUGGUGUUUGUUUGUCUGGUACCAUUAUGGGGGGUUGGGAAAGGAUUGUAUUAGGGCUAGGACCACGGUUUUCUUAAGACAUCAGAGGGUAGAAUUUUCCUUAAAUGUAACGAGACUCCAAAUGGGCUUGUCCAAGCUAACGCAACAAGGGAAGUAAUCAGUCGGACUCAGAGGAAGCAAAAGCACAUUUCCUGUUCUUUUCUGUUUUAGAUAUAUAUAUGUUGCUCUUUUGGAUAUUGGCUUGCUGGCUGCUAUACUUGUCAGUCUCUCUCUGUCCUUGUAUAUCCAGAUUUUUGUGCAAUAUUUUUGUAGGAAAUUAAGCUGAUAAUCAGGAAUGAAUCCCUGUGCCUGUGGUUUGUCUUCCUUUUCCUUUAAACCCGAGUAGUGUGUGUCCAUCUGUCUAGUAGUGUAACCUGAGGGGGACCAAUGAGAACUCCUUUGGCCUGAGAGGCGCUUCUUUUGCUGCUGCAUCUAUUACAAUGUGCUCUUCCACAGAUCUCAUAAUCAAAUGCUACUGCCCCCCCCCCAUCCCUAACCUUUGAAACUGCACUUACAAUAGGAUAGCCCAUCACGGCUUUCAGCAGGUCGAGAUGGUGUUUGUAUCUCAUUGUGUAUGUGAGGGAUGUGGUACACAGUUUUCAAAAGGCUCAUGUGAUGAAGCUGUAUUGUACAUAACCUAAAUAAACA
Molecule: messenger RNA, 6157 nt
Organism: Anoplopoma fimbria (sablefish)
Lineage: Eukaryota; Metazoa; Chordata; Actinopteri; Perciformes; Anoplopomatidae
Gene: pdzd8
Product: PDZ domain containing 8
Exons: 5
Coding region: 45-3611 (1188 amino acids)
Biological process (GO): mitochondrial calcium ion homeostasis
Cellular component (GO): mitochondria-associated endoplasmic reticulum membrane contact site
Molecular function (GO): protein binding; lipid binding
Source: RefSeq, a predicted model, not a curated record